CUUUACCAGUUAAUCAUUGGCCACGACCAAGCAACGAUCGAAUCUUUCGAAUGGAACCCUCUUUUUAUCCAUCCAUAUUUCUCGUCCGCGACACAGCCAACGUUUUAGGAUUAUAAACGCUUGUUUUAUAUUUUUCUCUCCUUUUAAUACUAUUGAAACUUCUCGUUCACAAAGAGAAGGAUUAAAGAGAGAUAGUAGUGAUUGAAGGAUCCUUCAUCCGCGGAGAAACGCGCUUAUCUGUCGACAAUCAGUGCUGAAACUCGAGACGUAAUGUUGUUCAAAAAUGUCAUUCAGUUCUCGCGUCAUGUCACCAGAAACGUUCGCAGGAACUAUCAAGUUUCUGUCAAUUCUUUCUGCAAGGCGAGUAGAAAGGACGACAACACCAAAGAAAACACGGAUAUAUUACCGCGGAUUCUCAUAACAGGCGGCCUCGGACAAUUGGGCACGGAAUGCGCGAAAAUGCUGCGACGGCAUUACGGUAACGAGAACGUCAUACUGUCCGACAUCAUCAAGCCGACGGAGGAGAGCCUGGCGUGUGGGCCCUUCAUCUUCGCCGACAUCCUGGAUUUCAAGGGUCUCCAGAAAAUCGUCGUCGACUACAGAAUUGACUGGCUCAUCCACUUCAGCGCUCUGCUAAGCGCGGUCGGCGAACAGAACGUGCCCUUAGCGGUCAGAGUCAAUAUCGAAGGUAUGCACAAUGUCAUCGAGCUGGCAAAGCAGUACAAGCUGAGAAUCUUUAUUCCAUCAACGAUCGGCGCGUUCGGACCGGACUCACCUAGGAAUCCCACGCCGAACGUCACGGUGCAAAGACCGCGCACCAUCUAUGGCGUCAGCAAAGUGCACGCUGAACUCUUAGGGGAGUAUUAUCACCAUCGGUUCGGCCUUGACUUCCGAUGCCUUCGAUUCCCCGGAGUAAUCAGUAGCGAUCCACCUGGCGGUGGCACCACUGAUUAUGCCGUAGCGGUAUUCCACGAAGGACUGUUGAAUAAAAGAUAUGAGUGCUACUUGGAGCCUAACACUAGGCUACCAAUGAUGUACAUCGAAGAUUGUCUGUCAGCACUUCUACAAUUUCUGAACGCGCCUAAUAAGCUGCUGCAGAGGCGGGUCUACAACGUAACAGCCAUGAGUUUUACGCCCGAAGAACUGUUCAAUGAAGUUUUCAAGUAUAUUCCGGACUUGAAGAUCUCUUACAAACCUGACACGCGACAACACAUUGCCGAGAACUGGCCACAAGUCUUCGACGACAGCGAAGCGCGACGGGACUGGGGCUGGCAACACAAAUACAAUCUGCAGAAAUUGGUGGAGUCGAUGGUGCGGGACGUUAGCAUAAAUUAUCUACCGAAAUUAGAACAGAUCAACCAGUAGUAUAAUUGUACAAAUUAGCAUUUCGCGUACAAUAAUUUUACAAAUUACAGACGCAGUAUUUAUUUUAAACUAUUUUACGGUGACGCAUUUUAAACAAUGAACUUUUAUGUGAGUAAAAUUUAAAGAAUAUAAAUAAAUUCUUGAUAUAUGAUCUUAUAAAAAUAUCAUUCGUUGACUGCUGUUUACUCCAUGUCCAUGAAUUCUGCGAGAUCGUCAUCGUUCAGUAAUUCCGCAAUGUUCACCGGAGUCAUUUGAACGUCUCGUUUCGAGGGCGUUUGGUAACUUGUUCUUUGAACUUUUCUCAGAGGUGUGUCCGUUCCAUCUGUGUUUCUCGAGGGUGUAGAGUAUUUGUCGUUCCUCUUUGGUGUGCCAAUGAAGUCCGUGUUUCUAGAAGGUGUAGAAUAUCUAUCGUUUCUCCUUGAAGAUCCACCUCCAGGAGUUCCAAUUGUACUUUGAAGGAAUUUAUCUUUGUUAUCUACAUCUGUGAAAAAAGAUUAUAUAUAUAAUAAAAUAAACUUCGCGUUCUUACGCUCUUUUUUUUACGA
Messenger RNA from Odontomachus brunneus, 1910 nucleotides. RefSeq names its product L-threonine 3-dehydrogenase, mitochondrial (gene Tdh). Lineage: Eukaryota; Metazoa; Arthropoda; Insecta; Hymenoptera; Formicidae. Bases 271 to 1365 code for a protein of 364 amino acids. The transcript has 5 exons. Gene Ontology annotation, biological process: L-threonine catabolic process. Gene Ontology annotation, molecular function: L-threonine 3-dehydrogenase activity. The record is from RefSeq and is a predicted model, not a curated record.